This is a messenger RNA of Entrophospora candida, 756 nucleotides long. NCBI's taxonomy places the organism in Eukaryota, Fungi, Glomeromycota, Glomeromycetes, Entrophosporales, Entrophosporaceae. The record is from the annotation of a GenBank genome assembly.
AUGUCAAAAUGUAAUAGUUGUAACAAUAAUAGUUUUUACUAUAAUCUUUGUCUCACUUGUGGGUUCCGUAAAGCCUUUAAUGAAGAUCACGAAAGAAAUAGAGGUGGAUUUGGGUUUGGUAAUCCUUACUAUUGUUUCUAUGACAAUUCGCAAAACUCAGCGCCACCAGGAAAUUUGAAUUUGCAAAAAGAAAAUGAAGAACUUAAAAAAGAGAUAGGAGAAAAACGGUUAGAAUUAGAUAAAAUUAAGCAAGCCUUGGGACAAAAACAAUCAGAUCUAGGCUUAUCAGAAUUAAAACAAUAUUUAUGUUUGGAGCAAACAGAAAACAGAAAACUUAGAGAAAAGGUUACUGAGUUGGGAAAAAAAGUGUAUUCACUAGAAAAAGAAUUAUUAGAAAGGAAAUUGAUUGAUCACAAAUCAGAGUUGAACAACCUGCUUAUUGUAAUAAAGGGGAAAAGUAAAAUGGAACAAAAAGAAUUAUUGGAUGAUUUAUUAGAGGCUCAAGUUGAGCUAGUAAAGUUUAACAAUGUUUUUAUCCAAAAGCAACUAGAAAAAACUAAGAAUAAAUUAACUAGUAGUAGUGAAAUUAGUGAGAAAGAGAUAAAGGCAAUACUUCAAAAACAGCAAGAAAUUACUAAAUUAGAAAUACAAAUGGAACGAUUUCCCUUUUCUCGAAUAAAAUUAACCUCUUCAACAACAAACGAAGGUGAUUCACUAUUAUAUUCUGCAAUUGAUUGUGAUUUGAAGAUUAUAUGA